GUCACCAGCCCGGACGCGACACAAUGGCCCUGCGCGAGCUGCCCCCCCGGACGGCCACGGCCCUGUGCCGCCAUGCCAGGCCCACUGCCCGCGCCCUCGCGCCCAUACUGCGCCGCCAUGCCGCGACCGACGCCGCCGCCGCCGUCGAGACGACCGAUUUCGUCGCCGCGCCCACGCCGUCCAGCGACGCCGUCAAGGACUUCGACCCCAUUGCCCGCAGCCGCGCGCGGCGCCGUGGCAAGCAGCAGCUCCCGCCCAGCAGAUACCAGUACCGCGAGCCCAAGUACUACCGCGGCCCGCUGCACCCCCACCAGCCUCUCCCCGUCUCAGACCCGGCGUCGCGACGCUUCCAGCCCGGCCCCUUCACACUGCCGCGCCUCGACCAGACGUACCAGAGCACCAUCGCCCAGGACAUCCUCGCCAUGACCUACCAGCACUACCCGCCCGGCUACCGUGCCCCCAAGGUCGAACAGCGCCUGCGCGAGUGGCAGGGUGACUCGCCGUACUUCAAGGGCCGCCCGCUGCGAGGGCCGCGUGGAAAGGGCGAGGUCCUGCGUCUGCUCCAGGAGCCGCGCACCUUCCGCAACAUUCCCAAGAUCACCAAGGUCGUCGUGCACUCCAUGGUCCCCGAGGCCCAGACGGAGAGCUCCCACCUGCACGUCGCUGGCAUGAUCCUACAGUCCAUCACCAACGUGCGCGUCCAGUCUCACAAGGCGAAGGGGAACGUCCUGGCAUGGAACCUGCGCGAGGGGCGCUACGUCUCCGUCACCGCCACCAUGGAGCGAGAAGAUGCCUCGCACUUCCUCGAGAAGCUCAUUGACGUCGUGCUGCCGAGAAUCAAGGAGUGGAAGGGCGUCCCGGGCUCGUCAGGAGACGGCCACGGCAACAUCAGCUUUGGUCUGACACCAGAGCAGCUUGCCCUCUUCCCGGAGAUCGAGGUCAACUACGACGCAUAUCCACCCAAGAUGAUCCCCGGUUGCCACAUUACCAUCAUCACUGAUGCCACAAGUAACAAGGACGCACGCCUGCUGACACAGGCCAUCGGUCUGCCUUUCUACGGCAAGCUGAACGACUAGAGAAGACCUUUGCCAUACUGUGUAUAAAACCUUGUAACAUCUGUAAGACUUCAAUAGGCUGGUCGCAGGUGUACGUACAUCGCGACUGAGCAAUACAUUUCUCGAAAUUCAUGUUCCAAGUUUCCAUUUUUGCAGCCUUGGCGCGGAUCCUCCCUGUAGGUGGAUGUGAGAGCGUGUUGAUGUGUGUUUUCUCAACGCAUCGUGUUCGCAUCUCGGCCGAUGACGCUUCGAAGGACAUUCUAGCUAAUUAUGGAGUUGACCAUCAACUGUGACCAGAUUCGUCUUUGAGGGGCUGCAAACUGUCACUGUUAAGAAU
Molecule: messenger RNA, 1392 nt
Organism: Boeremia exigua
Lineage: Eukaryota; Fungi; Ascomycota; Dothideomycetes; Pleosporales; Didymellaceae
Product: ribosomal protein L5 domain-containing protein
Exons: 2
Coding region: 24-1076 (350 amino acids)
Biological process (GO): translation
Cellular component (GO): cytosolic large ribosomal subunit; ribosome
Molecular function (GO): structural constituent of ribosome; RNA binding
Source: RefSeq, a predicted model, not a curated record